This is a messenger RNA of Misgurnus anguillicaudatus (oriental weatherfish), 470 nucleotides long. NCBI's taxonomy places the organism in Eukaryota, Metazoa, Chordata, Actinopteri, Cypriniformes, Cobitidae. The record is from RefSeq and is a predicted model, not a curated record.
UCAUUUUCAGAUUCAUCAUGGCAGUGAUGAGAGCUCUUAUGUUUCUUUUCCUUGUCUUUUAUGUGGAGCAUGCAGUAGCUAAAGACUGCCCAUAUGGAUGGACGCCUUUUGGUGUAAAUUGCUACAAAUUCUUCUCUGAGCAAGUUGACUGGGCCACAGCUGAGAUAAAGUGUCAAAUGAAUGGUGCGAAUCUCGCAUCUGUGCGCAGUAAAGUACAAAACGAGUUUCUCAUGACUCUGAUAACUGGUGACAAAAGUACUUGGAUUGGUGGUCAUGAUGGUGAAAUGGAAGGACAAUGGCUGUGGACUGAUGGAUCUCCAUUUGACUUUACCAACUGGUGCUCCAAUGAACCUAACAAUUAUGAGGGUAAACCAGAGAGCUGCCUGGAGAUAAACUGGUCCGGUAGCCGCUGCUGGAAUGAUCGAUUGUGUAACAGCACAGCUGGCUUUAUUUGUGCUCAAGCUCCCUGA